GUAAUCCAUAUGGCUGUGUGGGUGUGAAUGUUGAUCUGAUUGGUGGUUUGGCUGAUCGCAUGAACGAGGGGGAUUGAAGCCGAAGGCAGUUAAUCAAAAUGCCUGAGGAAAUGGUGGACGGUGGGAGAAAGCUUGUAAUGCUCGACGACCUCAUCGAUGCCCUGGAUAAGCGCGAGAGAGCGCCGAGCAAUGUCCCGAAGGUUGAUACUUUCCACUUCAAGGGAGAACGGGUAUCCGACUGGCUAGACCUGACGGAGCAAGCACUGGUGAGGCUGUCGGACGAGGUCAAGCUCCAGCGAGUCCUAAGAUAUGUCCUUCAUAGCCACCAUCAGGAAGUGGGCAAGGUCGUGGAUGCCGCCAAUGGUAGUUGGGCGAGGUUCAGGGACAUGAUGCAGAGGAAGUACAGGUUGGGGGAUGACUUGCUAACCAUGGCGGAUUUGGAGGCCAUGAACAAGGAUGACUUCUCCACGAUUGGGGCGUUUGUGCACUUUAAAAGGAAGGCGCGGAAGGUGCACGGGAUCUCCGAAGAAACGCAGUGUGCCAUAUUUUUGGGUCUGCUUACUAGCUCGGAGGCCUCGGAGCUGACGGGUCACGGAGGGGGAAAUGAGAAACUCACCUGGACCACUAUCGACAAAGGGGUGGAAGAGGGGAGCCUGGACCAGGUGGAGCAGCACCAGGUGCGGCUGCAAAGGCGCAAGAGAAAGGAAAGGGACGCCACCGCGUCCGGGACCCCAGGGGUGAAGAGGAUCGUCACGGACGUAUUAGCAGCGCUGGGGUAUGAUAAUGAGGUGGAAGCCUCGCAGGCUAGCGUGGCCAGAGGAGGAAACCAAGGACAAGGCGGACAAGGCAAUGGAGGCCGAGGUCAAGGGGGUCGAGGAGGUGGCGGCCGAGGUCGAGGAGGAAAUGGUGGGGGUCGUGGGGGUGGUUGGAAUGGUCAAAGGGCCCAGAACCAAGGUGGCCGGGGCGGCCAGGAAGGGGGCCAAGGGUAUGGGAGCCCCCGCUUUGAUUGGCGAAAUGCCACCUGUUGGCAUUGUGGCGAUGUAGGCCACACUGUGCGGUUCUGCGAGUGGCGGCGGGAGGAUGAAUUGUCAGGGUUAAUCUCCUCCUGUAUGGACGGGGAUAUAUAUGACAAGUGGGGUGAGCAUAUCGACCCCAGGACCCCGGGAGGAAUCAGGCAAGAGGCUCUCAGGCGAGCAGCAGCGGGACCCACAGCACCCCCGACAAUGUUUAGGAUGUGGGAGGAGAAGGAAGAGCCGGCCGUAAGAGUCGAGGAGAUUGUAGGGGACAGUGAGGAGGUCACCCAGCAACUAAAGGCAAGAACUAUCAGGGAGGAGCCAAUAGUUGUCGAAUCGGAUGACGAAGGGCAGGAAGACGAAGGAGAGUUGGCCAUAGUCCUAGGGAGGAUCGAAGAUCAGCUGAAAAAUGUGGGAAGCCAAGAGCCCAGUCAGGCACCCCCUCGAAAGGAGCCUGAGCCAGGACGUAGGAAAGAGGUGGUAGAGGUCCCGGAGGAAGAGGAAGAGGAUGACGACGAAGAGGAUAAGAGGCUCCGACAAGAGGAGGAUCAGCGGGCGGAGCUGAGGGCCAAAAAGAGAGGAGUCCGGGAGGAGGCCGAGCCGAGCCUACCCGACAGCGUACCUAAGAGGAAGAAGUACGUGGUCCGGAUGGAGGAGGGUUUUGAUGUUGAGCGGAUGGUGGACAAGCUCCUGAAAGGCCACAAUGACUUGAUGAACCUGAAGGAUAUCCUGGCGUCGGGGCCAAGGCUCCGUGGGGAGUUGAAAGGGCGACUCUCACGAAGAUUGGUGCCAAAUGUCCAUCUGAGUACGGUCCUGCCCAAGGAGGUGGAGUGGACUGAGGCAGGGACAAGGAUGGAUUGAAAAUGUGUGGCGUGCGGGCAGGUGGAUCUGGUGAUAAAGAACCAGAAGUGCACUGGGAUGGUGGACACAGGCGCAUAAAUGAAUAUCAUCAGGGAGA
Molecule: messenger RNA, 1971 nt
Organism: Chara braunii
Lineage: Eukaryota; Viridiplantae; Streptophyta; Charophyceae; Charales; Characeae
Source: the annotation of a GenBank genome assembly